Musa acuminata subsp. malaccensis (wild Malaysian banana) is the source of this 3921-nucleotide messenger RNA. RefSeq names its product putative acyl-activating enzyme 19. Gene Ontology annotation, biological process: amino acid activation for nonribosomal peptide biosynthetic process. Gene Ontology annotation, molecular function: protein binding. The record is from RefSeq and is a predicted model, not a curated record. NCBI's taxonomy places the organism in Eukaryota, Viridiplantae, Streptophyta, Magnoliopsida, Zingiberales, Musaceae.
GUUGUCCUCUUCGCCGCCGCCCGAUCCCUUCAUUCUAGAAAGGAUAGCCCCAGUCGAGCUGAUCGGUGGUUUGACAUCGUGAGGUAGAUAAGACAUGCCCGCCGAUGACAGCGGUGGCGACGCUGGGAAGAAGCUGUGUUGCAUCUCCCACGUCUUCUUCGAAGCUGCCUCCAAGAACUCUGCCCGCACUGCCGUUGUCCACGCCACCGGCGGCAUCCAACAGCGAGGGGAGGCCGGCGAGGGUUCAGCCGCUCACGCCGUGGAGGAGGGUUCGUCCCCUCCGAUCUACCCCGGCGACGUGUGCUUUACCUGGGGUGACGUCUUAUCGGCGGUUGAAUCCUUGAGCCAUCGCAUCCGCUUGGUUCUCGAUGGAGGAGACGAUCCUGAUCUCGUUCGGCCUCAAGGGUAUUGUGGCUCAAAGCAGAUUGCCAUGGCAGAGGAUCCACUGACACUGGAUUUCCGAAUGCCACAAAUUGUGGGCAUUUGUAUUCCCCCUUCUGUGGAAUAUAUAGUUGCAGUCCUUGCAAUUCUUAGGUGUGGGGAGGCUUUCUUGCCAUUAGACCCUUCAUGGUCAGAAGAAAGGAUACUCUCAGUUAUUUCUUCUUCAAAAACUGGCCUUAUAAUCAAGUGUGCAUCAUUUUAUAGAACUCAGCAACUUGAGGCAAUUGAUUGGAUUGUGGAAAGGAGUAGUUGUUCAGUUUUGUAUGCAGAUAUGAAAAUGGAUUCUGAGAGGGAGCUUUGUUGGCCUGAUCUUAUUUGGCCUUGUGAGAGCAGAAGCCCGAGAAGAUUCUCUUAUUUGAUGUACACAUCUGGUUCAACUGGAAAAUCAAAAGGUGUCUGUGGUACAGAAGAAGGCCUUCUGAACCGAUUUCAGUGGAUGCAAGGAUUGAUUCCUCUAUGCAGCAAGGACAUAUUGUUGUUCAAGACAUCUACUAGCUUUAUUGACCAUCUACAGGAGUUUCUUGGGGCUAUUUUAACUUGCACAUUGCUCGUCAUUCCUCCAUUUAAUGAGUUUAAAGCUAAUCCAAUCUGUUUAGUCAAUCUUCUUAAGGCAUACUGUAUUUCAAGAUUGACAUGUGUCCCUUCUUUGAUGAGGCUGGUUCUUCCUAAAUUGAAGCAUUCUUAUAUCCGAGGUUGUAAUCCUCUGGAAGUAUUGAUCCUUAGUGGGGAGGUCUUAUCUAUAUCAUUGUGUCGAAGUCUGCUUGAAACUUUGCCAGAGACAACAAUUCUCAAUCUCUAUGGAAGUACAGAGGUAUCAGGUGACUGCACAUAUUUUGAUUGCAAAAAUUUAGCAAGUGUUUUGGAAACUGAAUCACUAAGCAGUGUGCCUAUUGGAAUUGCUAUCUCAAAUUGUGAUAUCAUUCUUGGUGAAUUCGACAACCCUGAUGAGGGCGAAAUCUUUGUUUCUGGGUCAUGCUUGUUUGCAGGAUACCUUGAUGAACACUUAAAUGACAAUCCUAAGGGUAACAGUAGUGGGUUACAAUUCAGGACUGGUGACUUUGCAAAACGUCUACAAAGUGGAGAUCUUGUAUUUCUAGGAAGAAAUGACCGCACUGUAAAAAUCAAUGGGCAACGGGUUGCUAUGGAGGAGAUUGAGAGUAUGCUAAAGGAACAUCCUGAAGUAAGUGAUGCUGCUGUAACUUUUCAUGGAACAGAUGGAGUAUCAACCCACCUAGAGGCAUACUUUGUAAUGAAAACUUCCGAGGAUCUUCAGAAAGAAAAUAAACACUCUUCAGAUGAGCAGCAUUUGAUUGAAAACCUGAUCACAUCUAUCCGUAGUUGGUUGGUCAAGAAACUUCCACCAGUAAUGAUCCCAAGUUAUUAUUUCUGUAUGAGAUCAUUGCCGACCUUGGCCUCUGGGAAAAUUGAUUAUCUCAAGCUUUCAAGUUCAGUAUGUAUGCCAAAGCAGCGUAGAAGUCAUUUUGAAAUGAAUCAGACUUCUGAUAGUCUGUUGCAAAUUAUUAAAGAAGUAUUUUGUGAUGCAUUAUUGGUUCAAGAAGUUUCAGACUAUGAUGACUUCUUCUUGAUGGGUGGUAACUCCAUUUCUGCUGCCCAAGCUGCACAUAAGUUGGGGAUUGAUAUGAGAUUAAUUUAUAUGUUUCCUACUCCACUUAAGCUUCUAAAUGGUCUAAUAGAGAGGAAAGAAUUGCAUGAGAAUUUUAUUGGACCUGAUAAUGGGAUCAGGAAAAGAUCAAAAGUUUAUGGUAAUGUGCCUGGUGCUCUUGAUUUAUCAACUGGAGAAGUGCAAAGAAGUUUUCCACCUGAAAGAUCAUCACAACCAUAUGUUGGUGUCCAGGUCCAUGAUCUCUCCAUAGAACAUAAUGUACAACAAUCGAUUAGUAACUCUGAGAAUAUUUACUUUAAGCAAGAAGUUUCUUUUCUACCUCCAGAUUCACUUGGUGCAACUUCGAGUGAUCAUGGCCUGUGGCCUUCAAAAAGUAAUAGGCAUAAGAUGUCUGCGUUCGGUCGUUGUAAUAAAAUUAUGGAUGAACUUGAAUGUGACUUGGAUAACACAAAUAGAUUAUGGUUGUCAAUUAAGACUCCAAGGAGUAGAAAAGGGUCUUUGGAAGAGCUCUGGAAAAUCUUGCUCGAGUCAUGUGUUGAUGCUUCACCUUUGAUUGUGUUAAUGGAUGACAACUUACACCUUCUCAUUGGAUCUCACUCGCACAUAUUUCUUUGCAUUGAUGCACUCAGUGGAUCUAUCCGAUGGGAAGUUAAGUUAGAAGGUCGUGUUGAGUGUUCAGCAGCAAUUACUGGUGAUUUUUCGCAGGUUGUAGUUGGAUGCUAUAGAGGAAAAAUCUAUUUUCUUGAUUUUGUAACUGGGAACAUAUCUUGGUACUUUCAAACAGAUGGAGAGGUUAAGAUGCAGCCAAUUGUUGAUAAGACAAGAAACUUGAUAUGGUGUGGUUCUCAUGAUCAGUCUCUAUAUGCAUUGGACUACAAGGAACAUUGUUUAGUUUACAAAGUUUCUUGUGGUGGGAGCAUAUUUGGUUCGCCUUAUAUUGAUGUGGUACACAACAUGAUAUAUGUUGCAUCUACAAGUGGCCGUGUGACUGGCAUAUCUUUAGCGGUAGUACCAUUCAGUGUGACAUGGCUUUUUGAGGCAGGAGUGCCAAUAUUUGGAUCUCUGUCUAUGGACUCCAAAUGCAGAAAUGUUAUUUGUUGCAUGGUGGACGGUCAUGUGCUCGCAUUGAGUCCAGAAGGAGCUGUAGUUUGGAAGGCUGUUGUUGGUGGUCCAAUUUUUGCUGGAGCUUGCAUUUCCUCUGUUCUUGCAGGCCAGAUUUUGGUUUGUUGUCGAAAUGGAAGCUUAUACUCAUUUGAUUUGGAAGGAGCUACACUCUGGGAGUACCAGAUUGGAGAUCCAAUCACAUCUUCUGCCUACGUUGAUGAGCAAACCGAGUUGAUAUCAGAAUCAUCACGGCCACACGAGAGGUUGGCUUGCAUCUGCGGCAGCUCAGGCAGUGUUCAUGUCAUCAGGAUUAGCACAGAGCCGAAACGUGGGGCGAGCACAACAGAUGAACUUCCACAAACUCCCAUGGUGGAAGAGUUUGCACGCAUUGACCUCCCAGGUGACAUAUUCUCUUCGCCUGUAAUGAUAGGAGGUCGCAUCUUCCUCGGGUGCAGAGAUGAUUAUGUUCAUUGCAUCGCAGUCGUUCCCUAACCGCAUUCGGCCAUACAUACAUACAUUGAUUAGAUCACCAAAUGCCCCCCUGUUCCUUCUGUUCCCGACAUUAUCGUCAUGGAGGAGGGUUGUUUCUCCGCUGUGGUUCACCUGCCACAAAAACAUUGUUUCUUAUUCGGGUGAUUGUCAUCAGAAGAAGGAAGAGGGAAGAUGGGAAAACUGAUGUAAACUGUGACUCAGACAAUUACCUCCUCUCCUGUCCAAGGAAUGAAGGGUUAAACUGUUGGAUUCUCCAUUUA